This is a messenger RNA of Aspergillus steynii IBT 23096, 753 nucleotides long. RefSeq lists its product as uncharacterized. The record is from RefSeq and is a predicted model, not a curated record. NCBI's taxonomy places the organism in Eukaryota, Fungi, Ascomycota, Eurotiomycetes, Eurotiales, Aspergillaceae. The coding region runs from base 135 to 536 and encodes 133 amino acids. The transcript has a single exon.
GCAAUAAUUAUGAUCGAAUUUGCCAGGCUUUUUUCUUUUGUUAUCAUUUAGUCUCUCCCCACCUUAACCCUCAUUCUUUCAUUUCUUUUCCCUUUAUUCUAUCACAUUUGAACGUCUUUCGUUGAUGUUUCUGGAUGCUUGUUCGAUUGAUUGAUGUUUUCCCGCGGUUCAUGGGUCUCAUCAACCCUUUCACGGGUUGGGUUUGUAAACUCCCUAUUUGCAUUCGAACCCGGAGUUUUGCCGUCACUUCCCUCUCGUCCCCCUUCUCUCUUGCUUAUCCUUUUUUUUUUUCGGGAAGUGGGAGGUGGGAGUCUUUACGGAGUGGACUUGGACUUGGUAUUGGUUUGUUUUUGGGGGUUAUGAAAGCCUUCGUUCAUGAGCUUGCAGGAUUUCCCCCCUCCCUUCAACUAGUGUUUUUCGUUGUGAUGUCUCUUCUACUUUCUUUAAUGUUCCCCCCUUUUGUGAAUGCCCUGGUCUAUAACCCCCUUGUUUCACUCCACCGCCGAUAUUCUUUUGAUCUUCCUCAUUUUCUUUGAUUCCUCUGGUCUCGCCCGUAUGAUCUAUCCGAUCUGUCAUGUGGACGAAUUUGGGCGCCUGCACUUCGAGCACGUCAUCACAUUAGCAUCCUGUCUCCUGUUAGACACCCACACUCGUUGCGAAGUCAAUCGAUCGUCUAUCUGAGCCCCCUGGUUAUGAUACAGCCUUGCGCCGCAAACCAGACUGUUAGGCGCAUGAUUCCGCUGAGUAGACCAC